Eurytemora carolleeae is the source of this 1012-nucleotide messenger RNA. RefSeq lists its product as uncharacterized. The coding region runs from base 20 to 871 and encodes 283 amino acids. The record is from RefSeq and is a predicted model, not a curated record. NCBI's taxonomy places the organism in Eukaryota, Metazoa, Arthropoda, Copepoda, Calanoida, Temoridae. The transcript is spliced from 8 exons.
UUAGCUUGAAGUUGAGUAUAUGCGCCUGCGUCAACAGAUUCUACGAGGUAUAGUUUCUGCCAUAAACCUCACAGAUGAUGUCCAGCAACAUUUUAGCGACGAUUCUCCCAGUUCUAAGAAUGUGGAAAAUGAGAUGGAUAUUUCGACUCUUCUCUCUCAGAUGGAAGAGCAGCAUAAAUCAUGCAGUCAGAAACUGGAGGAAGAGGUUUUGAUGAGCACCCCUCAAGCUCCCUAUAGAUCCAGAUUAAGUUGCUAUCUACCAAGCCUUCAAGUGUCUGUAGCAAAAUCUUUUCUCUCUGCAGUAUACAGCAUUCAUAUAUACUCUGUAUCACAGACUGAGGAUGAAUCAACUGUGGAUAUUCUCAAUGUUCUUCUGGAACAGUUCACCUCCUAUCAAGAACUCUUGGGAAAGGAGGUAUUGUUGACUGAGACUUAUUUGGGAGAAAGAUGGCGAGUGCUAGAACUCCAACAGUUCAAUAUUGAGUCCUUCUGCCUUGCAGUUGUACUCUCAGGAUCCAUUCUCUCCCUACUCAGAUCCCAGAAAGGCGUCAAGAAGAAUAAGAAGAAAAUUGUGAGUCCCAAGUUUGGCUCAGCAGUUCCUAAAUUCAAUCAACUUCUUGAUAAACUUGAAGAACACGGGAAGACUCUUCAUCAGACUCUACAGGAGAACUACAAGAAGUACAUCUCCGAGCUAGAAUCUGAGUGCCUGGUUGACUCCUUCUCCAGUCUUAGUGUGAACCUACCCGACCUACUCGGAGCUGAGAAGCAGAACCUAGUUCUCAAGAUGAAGGAGAGUUAUCUGGUCCAGGAGCAACAGAUGAGCACGAUAAUUCAAGACAAGAUUAAGUAUAUACAGGCCCUGAAAGUAUGAAGUGAGUGCGCAACUAAAAAUAACUUUUUUUAAUGCACAUCAGAUUGUUUUAUCUUCUCCAUUGUUCAUGCUUUCUCGCUUAGAUAUUUAAUGUUAGUGAAUUCUUACCUUGAGUGAUGAAAUAAAAUAGAUGUAAACUAA